GCAACAAUCCUCUCUCCCAACUUGAUCCGAAAAGGAGCCCAUGAGAGAAGAACAACCCCAGCAGCCUGAUCCUGAGGAACGUGUUUUACAGCUGUCGGGCUGUGGUAGAACUUCGGCUGUGACCUUGGAGAGGACGCCAGAGGGGAGUUACCUGAAGCAUUCACAGUUCCCUGCUCAGAGCUAGCCAUGACAAAGACUUCUACCUGCAUAUACCACUCCCUGGUUAUGAGCUGGUAUAUUUUCCUCAAUUAUUACAUCUCCCAAUCAGGAGGGGAACGGCAGAAAUCCAAACUAUUCCAAAAUGGCGGACAGUGGAAGUACUUGACAUUGCUUAAUCUGCUCUUACAGGCUGUUUUCUAUGGGGUCACCUGCUUGGAUGAUGUGCUGAAAAGAGUUACAAGAAAAAAAGACGUUAAGUUCAUAACUGCCUUCAGAGACCUGCUUUUCACCACACUGGCUUUUCCUAUAUCCACAUUUGUCUUUUUAUCCUUCUGGGCACUCUACCUGUAUGACCGAGAACUCGUUUACCCAAAGAUCCUAGAUGGCAUCUUUCCAGGAUGGCUGAAUCACGCGAUGCACACUUCCAUAUGGCCCCUGUCCCUGGUCGAGUUCUUCCUCAGACCACAUCACUAUCUAUCAAAAACGAAAGGACUCACCUUAUUGGCUGUAUCUAGUCUUGCUUAUAUUGGCAGGGUCCUGUGGAUCUACUCUGAGACUGGUACGUGGGUGUAUCCUGUGUUUGCCAAACUCAGCCCAGUGGGUCUAGCAGUCUUCUUCUCUCUCAGCUACAUCCUCACUGCCAGCAUCUACCUACUUGGCGAGAAGCUCAACCACUUGAAAUGGGGUGACAUAAUGCAGACGCGGAGGCAGAAGCAGAAGUGAUUGCACAUUGUUUUCCAAAGACCAAGGAAGAAGAAAAUGCCAGAAUUAGCCUUUUUUUUUUUUUUUUUUCCCUCUUUCUGGUUGGGGGAGCAACAGAGAAAGAUAGAACGGACAGGAAGUGAUAUUUAAGUUUAAUAAGAGGGUGAU
Molecule: messenger RNA, 1029 nt
Organism: Trichechus manatus latirostris (Florida manatee)
Lineage: Eukaryota; Metazoa; Chordata; Mammalia; Sirenia; Trichechidae
Gene: ADTRP
Product: androgen dependent TFPI regulating protein
Exons: 6
Coding region: 187-882 (231 amino acids)
Cellular component (GO): membrane; endomembrane system
Source: RefSeq, a predicted model, not a curated record